Molecule: messenger RNA, 186 nt
Organism: Purpureocillium lilacinum
Lineage: Eukaryota; Fungi; Ascomycota; Sordariomycetes; Hypocreales; Ophiocordycipitaceae
Source: RefSeq, a predicted model, not a curated record
AUGGAUGCGACACUUGCCAGGGCAGACCACCCCGCUGCCUUGUUACCGCAGCUGGCGCCAGACGAGCGGACUUGUCGACCCUGUUGCCAUGGCCGAGCCGAGCAGGGACGGCAUUCGGAACCAGACUCGAGAAAAUGUGCCCUUCCAUUGUCACUGCAGGGCCAUCGACCUCGUUCUCUGCCGUAA